Molecule: messenger RNA, 33037 nt
Organism: Pelobates cultripes (western spadefoot toad)
Lineage: Eukaryota; Metazoa; Chordata; Amphibia; Anura; Pelobatidae
Source: the annotation of a GenBank genome assembly
CAUGACACAGAGGAACCGUGGCUGCAGUGAAAAAUCUGAGUCAGUGGGGUUAGUCCGUAAGCGGCAAAUUGCAGGGCCCUCUCUAGGUAGGGUUGAUGUGUGAGCGAUGCACAUACAGGCGUGUCUUGUCCCCUUAACAUCGCACAGAGUGACAGCUGCCUGUCACAGGAAGUCGUGGUCUGGGACGGAAAUGUCACACAAGUCGCAGUCAAAUUGUCACAAACCGUUAGCAGGGACCCGGUGUACAAUGGCACAAUAACCAUGGCAACCAGCUGCUUCUAAUGAUACUGUACGGAUGGCAGCCGGUGGCCACACCAUGGACAGGGACGAAAAAUCACACCUUGCGGAGGAGGGAGACGGCGAUCUCUGGUAGGGGUUCAGACAUCAUUCCUGUGUACCCCAGGACAGAAACCACAUUGGGCUGUAACAGAACACACAGGGCAAAUUAAUCCUUCCCCUAGUGCAGCCAGCCAGUGUCACUAUACUUUAAUCACUGUCCCUUUAAAUGAGGGCAACAGAGGGGGACACUGUACCUUUAAAAGGGGAUUCAAGGUGAGAUAUGAACCCAUUUAAUGGGGGGGGAGAGCAAUAACAGUGAUAUAGAAAGGGUAGUAGAUACCUGGAAUAGCCUUUCAGUGGGAGCAGUAACAGUGAUAUAGAAAGGGUAGUAGAUACCUGGAAUAGACUCCCAGUGGGAGCAGGAACAGUGAUAUAGAAAGGGUAGUAGAUACCUGGAAUAGCCUUCCAGUGGGAGCAGUAACCGUGAUAUAGAAAGGGUAGUAGAUACCUGGAAUAGCCUUCCAGUGGAAGCAGUAACAGCGAUAUAGAAAGAGUAGUAGAUACCUGGAAUUUGGUGGUAGGUUGGGGUGAAUGCUAUGAUUUCCUCAGACAGGCUGUUGUUGCCAUAAUUCUAGCAGUGAAGCCAUCAUUUGCUUCUCCUGACCCUGGCCUCAGCCAUUGAAACUCCUUUCCUUACACAGGCAGCCGGUGCAGAGAGAGCGUUCACAUACCACCGGUUCCCAGUCAGAGAGCUCUGGAGUAAGUAAAAUGUGUUAUUGUUACAGUGAUGCUGUACGUCACUAACCGGUAGGUGUACCUGUCUGACCAUGCUGUCUGUCACUAACCGGUAGGUGUACCUGUCUGACCAUGCUGUCUGUCACUAACCGGUAGGUGUACCUGUCUGACCAUACUGUCUGUCACUAACCGGUAGGUGCACCUGUCUGAUCAUAUUGUGUCACUAAUCAGUAGAUGUACCUGUCUGACCAUACUGUGUCACUAACCGGUAGGUGCACCUGUCUGACCAUACUGUGUCACUAAUCGGUAGAUGUACCUGUCUGACCAUACUGUGUUACUAAUCGGUAGGUGUAUCUGUCUGACCAUACUGUCUGUCACUAACCGGUAGGUGUACCUGUCUGACCAAACUGUGUGCCACUAACCGGUAGGUGUACCUGUAUGACCAUACUAUGUGUCACUGGCCGGUAGGUGUACCUGUCUGACUAUACUGUGUCACUAAUCGGUAGGUGUACCUGUCUGACCAUACUAUGUGUCACUGGCCGGUAGGUGUACCUGUCUGACUAUACUGUGUCACUAAUCGGUAGGUGUACCUGUCUGACCAAACUGUGUGUCACUGGCCGGUAGGUGUACCUGUCUGACUAUACUGUGUCACUAAUCGGUAGGUGUACCUGUCUGACUAUAUUGUCAUUCACUAACCGGUAGGUGUACCUGUCUGACUAUACUGUGUCACUAAUAGGUAGGUGUACCUGUCUGACCAUACUGUGUUACUAAUCGGUAGGUGUAUCUGUCUGACCAUACUGUCUGUCACUAACCGGUAGGUGUACCUGUCUGACCAAACUGUGUGUCACUAAUCGGUAGGUGUACCUGUCUGACCAAACUGUGUGUCUCUAAUUUGUACCUCUAUUACUUAGCUGAAGAGGAGAAAGCAGCCACAACCUCCCCCAAAUCAGGUCCUAGAGGAGAAGGUGAGUAGCUAUGGUGACUCCAUGUGACUAUCUAAUCGCAGAAUUCAUAUAUUCUGCCUUCUCUGACCCUGGUCCCUCACUCCUGGCACCUCUCUCCUGAUUCUUUCUGACCCAUGGCACCUCUCUCUUGGUUCUCUCUAAGCACAGUCCCAAUCCCCUGGUUCUCUCUGAGCGAACCCCAUUCCCCUGGUUCUCUCUGAGUCCAGCCCUUCUCUGCUGGUUCUCUCUAAACCCAGCACCACUCCCCUGGUUCACUCUGACCCCAACCCCAUUCUCAUGGUUUUCUCAGACCCCAACCCCAUUCCCCUAAUUCUCUUUUAUAUUUUUUUGUUUCUUUUAUAUCCAAAAAGCUAUUACAUAUCAUCAAAAAUACAAAAUUUGACGUCCAAAACAGUCUCAAUGCUCUUAUUAUUCAAGUCAAACAUUAGUCUAUCUACUUUAAAAAUCAAUAGUUUCUGAGGCAUUGACAAACACGAUGGUCUCUAGUCAUUAGUAAAAACAGAGAAAAGCUUCAAAAUACAGAUCUUCAUAAUACAUGCCAUACAUAUAAUCCAUGUUACAGUACACCCAGGUAUAAGAGGGGAUAACACUGCUAAGGACGUUCACCUUCUGAAUGGAGAAGCAGCUAACGAAAGCUCCAAUUAGCCGAACAGGAAACAUACAAAAUAAUCCACAAACUAAAUAGCGGAACAGGAAAUCAUGCAAACAUAAAUCCCCCCAAGAACGAGACAAUGCUCCGUGUUGAGGGUCAAGCAGUGAUCUGUUUAAUUGGGGCUACCUGCCCGGUAUUUAUGCAGGUCUUCCACCAGGUGGACACUCCCCAAGGGGACCUGUUGGAAAACUGUGACAAAUAUAAUGCAGUAGCCAAUGGAAACACUUUGGCUAUAAACACUCCCCUUUUACUGUACAGAACCCUCCUCUCUAUCCUGGAGAUAAUUGGGAAGUAAUCCAAUUAUCUCGAAGGACAGAGGCAAAACUCCAUUUUAGGCAUGACAAUAAAAAUACAUAAAAAUAUAUAACUUGCAAACUACCGAAUGCACUAUACACAUUUAACGUAUCCCCAGAUAGCUUAGAUCUGAGCGCACAUUAUUACUGAAUGGCGCUCAGAUCACAUACAUACAGUUCAAUCGCCAUGGAGCCAGUCUUUCACAUAGUCUUUCGGUAUACGAAUGGGCUCCAUGGCGUAGCUAUCCGGGGUAAGUCCAUUCGUGUAGACAAAGUACCAAAUGGGCCGGUGUUCGUAUGCGGGAUGAUCAGAAGACGGGAGGUCGGUGGCUUCAGCAGUGUUCAUGAGAAAUAGUGUCCAUUUUUAGUUCCAUGAAAUUGUCAAAGAACACCGCUGGGCAUUCGUACGUCCAAGAUGGCCGCUGCCUUGUGGUUGGCAUAUGAACGACGACCACCCAGCCGACAUUCAACAAUUAGGAAGUUAACCACAACAUUCUAAUAAGGCCAAGAAGGUUAACCAGCACCACACUUCCAUGCUGGGUGGCCGGCUGUUUGGCAGUUUAUUCUGGAAAAGGGUAAAUAAACUAAAAGGGCUGUACGGACAGUCAAUUAGACGAACCAAGGAGGAAUAAAAGUAUUUUAAAGACAGAUGGGUCUGUCACAAUUCAUAUUUUAUAUUCUGACAUUUUUAAAGCGAGACCUUAUAAAGGAGAAAGGUGGUGGUGGUGGUGGGGGGAGAAUGUCCUAAGUCAUGAGGGAAUAUAUAUAUGGAUUCAUUCAGGGAAUUCUCAAAAUGUUAUUUUAGAUUGAUAUAUAAAGCCUGAAGUGUUAUACUGUAUGCUUCUUGGAUAUCAUUUUUCCAGGACUCCCUCUCCAUCUUCAAUUGAAAGGAGAUCUGGGUUUUUAAUAUUCCCCACGUUGGAGGCUGACUCUGCUUCCAAAGCUUUACAAUGUUAUUAUAUAUCUGUCUUUCAGAGACAAUUUGGACCAUUCAAGAUGUAUAAAGCUGUUUGGGGAGAGAGAGACGGGAAUACCUGUGAGAUUCUCUAAAAUGUUAUCUGUUAAUUUCCCAAAAUCUUUCAAUUUCUGACAGUUCCACCAGAUAUGAGUGUAAGAACCGUCUGGUCACAGCGCCAGCAGAGAAAGGAAUAUGUAGGGAACAUCUUAUUCAUUUUCUUUGGUACCACAUGCCAUUUGGUUAAUAUCUUAUAUUGUAACUCUAUAAGAUUGAGACAGUGUGGGGCGUGGCUUGACCGCCGAGAGAGAUGGCUGCUUAGGCAGAGAGCUCUGCGCCCUGGACGAUCCGAAACGCCAAGCAAACGACUACUUACCCCUGCUACCACUCCUAUAGUCCUCACACUAUCUGAGGGCAGGAUCAGGCAAUGGCCGUAAACAAAAAAAAACGGUAAAAAGCCGAGGGAAGGUACCCCAUCCGUCGCCGACCUGUUCACAAUGCCAAGCCUGCAGGCGGCUAAAGAUGGCGGCAGCCAUGUGAGUACGGGCUCCCUGAGCAUCAGGGAACACAAUAGCCUACCGCAACAAGCAGCUAAUGCGGAAAUCCUGCAAUCUCUAGCAGAGGAAAAACACUACUUUGCUGUUGAGAUAGAGAGGUCCGCAUGAGAAGUUAAAGCGGAGAUUCAAACAGUGAGCCAACGCACGGAGUCCCUGGAUUGGAGGAUGGAUCAUGUGGUGGUGGUCCACAACGAAGCGGCCACUGCUACCAACAACCUCAUCACAAGGGUGGCAGAAUUAGAGGCAGAAAUAGAAGAUGCCUCCAACAGAUCUCGGAGAAACAACCAGAGGAUAAAAGGCCUGACCGAAAGAAUAAAAGAUACCGAAAUCCAGAAGGUGCUCACAAAUCUAUUCAAGGAGCAAUUGCCUGACAUACCAGAACACCUGUGGACCAUAGACAGGGCACACAGGGCACUCAGAGCGAGAGGCCCCCCGGAUGGACCACCAAGGGACGUAAUCAUGCGGUGGCACUUUUUCUCCACCAAGGAAGCCAUCAUUAACAGCGCACGGCACCAUACUUACACCUUCGAAGGCUCCAAAAUACAUUUAUAUCAAGACAUAGCGCCAGCCACGUUAGCCAGGAGAAGAGAAUGGAAACCCAUUGCCAACCUAGUAAGAGCCAAAGGACUUAAUUUUGCAUGGGGCCACCCCUUCAAAAUGCUAGUGUUAAACGGACCGAGGCCGGCUGUACUCCUACCCACAGCAGAUCCUAGGACCCUCCUACAAGACAUAGGCAUCGAAGUCCCAGGAGACUUUCGACUCCCCCAUAGGGGCACCCAUGCAUUAGGGCAACUGCCUAGAGAGGGAGCAGCACAAGACCGCGUCGCUCCCUGAGGGGCCCAAAAGACCCUCUUCCCUAUGGAAGGUAACUAAACAAUAGACGGAGACGAAAAACCAAGACCCAAACCACAAAGACUAAAUACCAGAAAAAACAAAAAUAAUACCAAAAAACAACAACAAAAGCGAAAAGGAAAAAAAAACACGAAAAACAACAAAAACGACAACACAAAAAUGAGACAAACCUUAAAAACCAGUGACGAUGGACCAAGAGGACAAGAUAGAGAACAAGCCAUGACAUGACACACGAACGAACAAAAAAGAACUAAACGCACAACAACGAACAUUGACUUAAGCACCUAACAUUGGACACCGCUUGUGAAUGAAGGAUGAAAAGGCCUCCAUCCCGUAGCAGAUGCGGAAAGAAAAUGAACGGGGACCACCACAAGCACAGCCAGACACGCAAGUGUAUACCCCCCCCCCAUGAUGUACAAUAGCGCAAACCCUGACUUAGGGGCGAGAAGAGUAGCCAGGUCCGCCAACAACUAACGGGACUCCACAAAAGGGUAAAAGUAGACUUAUACCUCCGACGUAGGGGCCUGAGACUUAGCAAACCCAGCUAUCUACUGGUUCCUCCCCUCCCCUCGCCAACCCUUUCCUGGCACCCAUUUAGCAACCCACUACAUUCCUCCCCUUUAGCCCCCCCCCCCAACACCUUCCCCCCACGCAGAGAAAAAGGCCUGAGACCCAUACGUGCACUCAACAGACUCCCUUAACCCCUAGAGGAACCACUGGGGAACCACAUCUGCGCUUCCAACUUGGGUCCCUACCACCCCAUCCCCCACUACCCAAGCGAAGUCACCCCCCUCUGCACAACUACACCUUGGAUGGGCGAGCGGCGGACCGGGCCUGACACUGACGUAAACGGGACCGUCGAGACUCGAAACAAAACAUGGCCACAGUUAAAAUCACCUCCCUGAACGUCAACGGCCUUAACACACCGAACAAAAGACGAUUGUUAAUGAGGGAAUUAAAAAGACAAAAGACAGACAUAGCCUUCGUACAAGAAUCACACAUACUGCGCUCAGCCCGGAUUCAGCUAACUGAUCAUUUGUACACCAGGUCAUACUCUUCCAGGGCUCUUGCAAAGAAAAAUGGAGUAGAAAUACUCCUGCACAAAAAAUGCCCGUUUGUCACCCAUACCGCGCUGACUGUUACCAUUGGCAGGUAUGUCAUCCUCACAGGGACCAUAUACAAUACCACAUACCACCUGAUCAACAUUUAUGCACCCAACCAACCAGACCCAGAUUUUUGGGAGCAGUUACACAACUUAAUACUCACACUGCCACACGGAAUUAGAGUGCUGCGGGGAGACCUUAAUUCGACGCCCUGCCCAACGGUCGACCAUAGUAAGCCCACGGGAGACCAGAGGGAUCAGCGGGUGGGGGGACAAGACAAGCUGCUAGCCCAGUUCAUACAAAAAACGAAAUUGUUAGACCCCUGGAGACUGCGACACCCAGGACAAAGGGACUACACAUUCUUCUCAGCGGCACACUCAACAUACUCCCGCAUAGACAUGUUUCUGGUCAACCAGGGAGGGAUCCCAUGGAUCCAAUCUGCAUGAAUAAACCUUAUUACGUGGUCGGACCACGCCGAUAUAGAGCUCACACUAAGACUCCCGGGACCCAAACCACCAUGGAAAUGGAGGUUAAACAGCACACUCGUAAAAGACCCUGAGGUGACGAAACUUAUCCAGGGCGAACUGAUGGCCUAUUUCAAUACAAAUGAUACGCCGGAUUUAACACAAUCCACGAUCUGGGCUGCUCACAAGGUGGUCAUUAGGGGCACCCUCAUCAAAUUAGCGACCCGAAGGAAAAAACAAAGAGCUGAAGCCCUCUUCGAGCUCCAAAAAGCGCUGAGGAGGGCUGAAGCCAGACAUAAACCUCUACGACACAGGGACUCCAGGACCUUAGAGAACUCCGUCACAAAAUAAGGGCCACAGCGGUGGAAGAUCUAGGGCGAGACCUAGUCCGUAAAAAAACGCCUCUACUACGAACGCUCUAAUAAGAUGGACACCCUCUUAGCCAGAGCACUAAACCCCAAACUGCAAUUCAAAGCCAUAACGGUGAUACGAGACAAAAGAGGGCAGGUGAUCCAUAACCCUAUGGAGAUCAACCAGAUUCAACGUAUUGUGAAAGAGGCUCCAGAGUAAGAAUAUAUAGCAUAGGAGAGAGGGGGCAGCCCUGCCUAGUCCCAUUUUGAACCUUAAACCAAUAAGAAGUAAUACCCGAACCUAUUAUCCUAGCUGAGGGAUUGGUAUAGAGAGCAAAGAUUGCCUGUAAGAUCCAGCCUUUGAAACCCCUGUUUAAUGUUUGGAACAUAAAGUUCCAACUAACUUGGUAGAAAGCUUUAUUUUUAUCAAGUGAAAGUAAGAUAGUCUGUUCAGUCCUUCUAUUAGAUGGGUCAAUCAGAUCUGCUACUCUACAGAUAUUGUCAGAAGGAUAUCUCCCAUUUACAGAGCCCUUUUGCUCAGGAUAGAUUAGGAAUGGGAUUAUAGAUUUCAAUCUGUCAGCUAUUAUAGCUGAAUAUAUUUUUAUAUCACCAUUGAUGAGUGAGAUAGGACGAUAGUUUUUAAUCUGAGAAGAAUCUUUGUUGUUUUUCAGUAUGGGUAUUAUAUUUUCCUGAAGUAAUUCAGCUGAUAUUUAGCUUCUGCCUGAAAAGAAAUAAAAUAAUUUGCAAGGUCUUUACAUAAAUCAACUUUCAUCAUUUUAUAAAAUAUUCCAGAGAAUCCACCUGGACCUGGGGCUUUAUUUUUUUUAAAUUUGAUCUCUCCCUAAUCCCACAUAUUAUUCUUCCGUUAUUGGUUGGUUUAAGUCCCUGAUUUGGUCCUCUGUAAGUGCUGGUAGACCACAUUUCUCUAAGUACUCUUGGAUCUCUAGAUUUGUUUUAAGAGUUUUUAAAUUGUACAUAUUCUGAUAAAAAGAUCCAAAGGCUUCGCCGAUUUCCGGGGGGUAAUCGAUACUUUUCCCUUUAUUUGAUAUUUUGUAAAUUCUUUGAGUGGCAGUACGUUUUUUAAGCUUAGCCGUCAGAAUGUUAUCUCCCUUAUUUCCUUUAGAGUAGUAGGUCUGCUUUUUUUAAGCUGGCCUUUACGUUGUCUAAUAGUCUUUGAUUUAUUUCUUCUCUGAGGUUACUAAUACGGAGAGCUGAUAUUUCACAGGGGUUUUCGUUAUUUAUCUCAUUCUCUUUUGAAAGGGCUAUAUACAUAGUUACAUAGUUACAUAGCUGAAAAGAGACUGGCGUCCAUCAUCAGCCUUCCGCACAUUUGGUUUUUGCUGUUGAUCCAAAAGAAGGCAAAAUAAACAGUUUGAAGCACUUCCAAUUUUGCAACAAGCUAGGAAACAAAAUCCUUCUUGACCCCAGAAUGGCAGUCAGAUUUAUCCUUGGAUCAAGCAGUUAUUACCCUACAUUGAAAGAUUAUAUCCUUGAAUAUUCUGUUUUUGCAAGUAUGCAUCUAGUAGCUGUUUGAACAUCUGUAUGGACUCUGAUAAAACCACUUCUUCAGACAGAGAAUUCCACAUCCUGAUUGUUCUUACAGUACUUUAGACAAAAUCUUCUUUCUUCCAGUCUAAACGCAUGGUCUUGUGUCCUAUGUAAAGUCCGGUUUGUGAAUAGAUUUCCACAAAAUGGUUUGUAUUGGCCCCGAAUAUAUUUGUAUAAUGUUAUCAUAUCCCCUCUCAGGUAACGUUUUUCUAAACUAAAUAGGUUUUAAUUUUUUUAACCUUUCUUCAUAGCUGAUAUGUUCUAUUCAUUUUAUUAAUUUUGUAGCCCGUCUCCGCACUUUUUCUAGUGCCUUAAUAUCCUUCUUUAGAACAGGUGCCCAAAACUGCACAGCAUAUUCAAUAUAUGGUCUUACCAGUGAUUUAUAAAGAGGCACAAUUAUAUUCUCGUUUCGAAAAUGAAUGCCCUUUUUCAUGCAUGACAAUACCUUACUGGCCUUGGCCACUGCUGAUUGACAUUGCACAUUGUUGCAUAGUUUGUUGUCUACAACAAUUCCCAAGUCCUUACGUGUGUUGUUCUCCCUAAUUCGCUUCCAUUAAGGGUAUACGUUGCUUGUGUAUUCUUUAUGCCGAAGUGCAUAACUUUGCAUUUUUUCAACAUUAAAUUUCAUCUGCCAUUUGAGUGCCCAGUCCCCCAAUCUAUCUAAAAUACAGAUCUGCUAUAGUUAAACCUUUUUCUUGUUUAGCUCUAGUUCCCAUUUGGAUCAGAUGACCCCUUACAACACAUUUAUAUGUACACCAUAUUUUUUCAGGCAAGAUGUCUGGGGUUAUAUUUUCAUCAAAAAAGAGUUUUGUUAUUUCUUUCAUAUAAUUACAAUUAUCAUCCGAAUCUAAAAGAUUCUCAUUAAACCUCCACAAUGUACGGGGCCUCAUCUCCACCUGAUACUUUAUAUCCCAGAAGAUAGAGUUGUGAUCUGACCAUGUUAUUUCAAUAAGACCGAUCUUAUUUAUCUUUUGUAAGAGUAUAGAUUCACACAGAACCAGAUCUAUACGGGAAUAUGAGUUAUGUACCCUUGACCAAUGAGUGAAAUCUCUUUUAUCUGGAUGGAAGAUGUGCCAUACAUCGUGGAGGCCGUUUCUCUUGAUAAAUCUAUUGAGACUUUGUGCUUGUUUGACUACCUCUUGAGAUAUAACAGAACCCCUUGGUAACAGUCUUCAUUAGUAAAGACUUCAUUAGUAGUGAUUUGGUUCUAUAUAAUGAGAAGGCUAUAAUUACAUCUCUGGGAAGAGAUUCCGAUACUGAUAUUGGUUUAUGUAAUCUAUGGAAUCUUUCCAUUGUUAAGUGAGAGGAUUCAGUUGUAAUUCCCAGGGUUUCAAAGAAUUCAAGCAGGCAUUGCUCUAAUUUAUCUGUGGUGAUGGUUUCAGAUAUAUUUCUAAUUCUUACAUUAUUCCUUCGGGACCUGUCUUCUAGGUCUACUAUCUUGUUCUGCAUUGAUUCUACCUUUGAUUUAAGUUGUUUUAGUUUGUCUCUGGUUUUGUAUGAGGAAGCCUGUAUAGAUUCUAGGACUUAUCAGAUCCCAUUGGGUUUCUAAGGAAGAUUUUAAUAGAUCUGGGGUAAUUGUUGUUUGUUCUGGGUCAGUGGAUAAAUCCACGUGUGUCUUCCCAGAUGAUAGUCUAUCCUUUGGAGCUAACAGAGAGCUUAUUAAGAUUUUUUUAUGUAUCUUUUUGAGAAUUGGGUGAAAAUAACCUGAUAGAUUUUUCUCUUUUCUACUAUUCUGUUCCCUUUCCAUUUUUUCUCUAUCUUUCCUUGUUAGAGUUUUAGUUUUAUCUUUGCUGGCCAUACUCUGGUAUGUAGUUAGAUUGGCAAUCAAAGUAAAGGAGAAAGGAUAAAAAAAUAAAUAAGAACAUUUUGCGCUUUUGUACAAAUGUCCAAGUGCCUAGUUGAUUUCCCAUAUGGUUCAUAAGCUACCCAAAAUACUCAUUUAUAUAUAUACUCUAUGGACUAACAAAAUGAAUCUCAAAAAGCCAUAGGUACUUCCUUAAAAAGAGAAACACCCCACAUAUAUUGCUAUGUUUGUUUCUUCUUGUUCAUAUCGACAGAUUUUGGUUCUUUUUUGCAGAAUUCUUCCUACUCCCAAAUUUUUGUGUUGCUUCAAGACCUUCAGAGAAUGUUGGAUAACUAACCAAAAAAUGCCUGUUGUAGGACCUGUUUCUUUUUUUUUUUUUAUAAAUUCUUUAUUUUGUGGUGCAAACAAUUGACACAGACUCUUGCGUUGCCCCAACAGCAAGUACAAGAUAAGCAAAUACAUAAAUGAACAAAUAGAGGGCAUGGUGGAUCACUGCACACAUUUUUCUUUUUUAGUAGUAGCUAGGUCACGUGGUUUUCAAACAUGUCUAGGGUGUGUAGCAAAACUUAAGACGUGGUUGAUGUGGGUUGUAUAUACAUGAGUGGUAUGCGGGUGCGUGGCUUAAAACUUGCUGGUGUGACUUGCGCGUUUACAAUAAACAAUUAAUAAACAAGUAGGUUGUUCGGCUAGCUGGUAUGUCGUUAUGAGAUUAGUGAGUAACAAACUAUCUGAGCUGCGGCCUAUUAGGUGCUGUACAUGCUAGUUAUCAAGAUGCAAGGAGAAAAAACCAAUAUCAAACACAUUUAAGAUAGGGACAGGCUGAUAAAGGAGUUAAGUGUGAGCGGACUUGGCAUUCGGGCUGGGUACAAAUCUUGCCGUUAUUGUUACGAGGGACCUAUGAGCUUGCUAUAUUCAGUAAUGACUUAGAGCCUAUGGAAUCAGAUUCUAAAAGAAAAUAAGACAAAAAACCCUGAGAUAGGAAUCCCUAGAACGUGGCUGCCCUGUGUAAAGCAAGGUCCUUGCUAGACAUGUCAGGCAAUGAAGUGAUUUAUGCAUUAUAUAUGGAAUUGUGCUGUAAAGAAGGCAACUGCCGAAAUAAGCAAAGAGAAAUAAAAAAAAAAAACGAAUGCAAGUGGGCCUUGCUGUUGGGAGUCCACCCUGGGGUGCGUAGCCGAUGUCGGUUAAUGGCAGGCCUGCCACUCUGCUGCCCAAACAUUUUUCCCCUGGCUGGUAAUUAGUUGUGUAGUCGCGUGUAUGAGUGUGCACCAGUGCAGUGUAGUCUUGUAGUUAGUGAGUGUGUGUGGGAGGUGCGGUCAUUGGGAGUGUCUGGUGUAUGAUGAGAUUGGGGCGCUAAGGUCGAGUCUUUCUAGCCAGGUGUAUGUUAGUAAAUCCUACAUGGCAUAUCACAUUAGAGGUCGACAUCAAUAAGAUAAAGUCAAUCAUAUUAAAUUAAAGUAGUCAAAUUAAGGUGGGAACAAAGAGUAGGUAACAACAGUAGCUAAGUAGCAAUAGGGUUAAUAGUGAUUAGGCAUAUUAUCAGCAUUUGUAAGCGUUAAACACAGUUCGAACCGUUAUGAAUAGGUUUUGCAUUGACUGUCCUGACCGCGUCUGGGUGACACUUGGAGAACGAUUUGCAACAUGUGUGGUGCCCUUGUUCGUGUCGUCUUGUCAGGUGUCCCGUGCAACUGCCCGUCGCAGUUCAUGUGGUAACGGCAACGUAUUGGUCGGGUGUGAGGCCUUGUGGUAUGAAUGGGACAAUUCUGGUCGGGUCCCAUCUGUGCUGCGGAGAUACUGGGUUCUGGCUCCUCUGGCCUUUUGGGUUGAGGGAGUCCAUAGGAGGAGCGGUGCCGCAUCACACAAGUCCCGUACCUGAUGCGAGUCUGUACCCUGCUGGACUGUCAGGGUGUGGGAUGGUCGCCAGCGGUACCUGAGGCCCUUUUGGCGGAGAAGUAUGGUAAGUGGCUGGAGGGUUCGUCUCCAUGCCAAAGUGCUGUUGGAGAGGUCGGCGUAGAAACUCAGUGCCCUGUUAUCAAAUUGUAGGGGUGUCCUGCCCCGCAGAGCGUCCAGUACUGCCGUUUUGUCAAUUCCGUUCCGGAAAGCAACUAUGGCGUCCCUGGUGGUCCCAGUAGGUGCCUUUGGGGAUUUGGGGAUCCUGAAAAGGUAGUCAGGGUGUAUGUGAUCUGCCUGUGUGGGUGGCAGUAUUGUCGCGAGCAGGCGUUUGAUGACCUGUGGUAGUUCUGCAUCUGUUAUUUCCUCCGGGAGUCCCCUAAUUUUCAGGUUGUUACGCCGUCUGGUGUCUUCGUGCUCGGCCAUGCGGUAUUCGUGGGAACGUUGUUGUAUCUUCAGAUCCUGCACAGUACGUUUGAGUUCCUCUAUGUCCCCGGUAUUUGUUUCGGUACGGUUCUACAUUGUAUUUAGGCGGGUGGUCACCCCCUUUAGAUCUCCCCUCAGUGCAGUGAUGUCCUUGUGGAUUUCGUCAUGGUGAUCCGCUAAUAAUUGCUUAAGGAUCGCCACUGUCACUGGUGUGGAAUCCGGUGUGGUGUUGGUCGGUGGUGAGGGCUUUUCCGCCGCGUGGACUGGUAAGUAUUCCUCUCCUGAGAGGUCAUCGGAGAAGUCCGAGCAUCCCCCAUGGAGUGCAGCCAUGUUGGCUUCGUUUGCGCCUCGGGCCUGCCUCCACAUGUCUCCUAUGGUGAGUCCCGGGUUGUUUUUCCCCGGGUUUGUUUUUUUCGUUUUGCGUCCCAUUUCGUUAGGGUGUAUGCCGGGGGUUUCUGCCGUGUUUUAGGCGUAGUUAGUAUGGGUAUUUUUCGGGUUUUUCUCGUUUGUGCCUCGGAGCUCCGGAGUAUUGCGGCCGCUCGUCUCGGCUGUCAAGCUCCGCCCCCCGUUUCUUUUGUAUAAUGCUGGAUUUCAUCCAAUUUAUCUGCUUCCCUGUAUUUGCUGAUUUGUAUCUUAUUAUUGUGACGAGAGCAACUUCGCCACGUUGCAUUGGAGAAGCCUGGUUGCUCGCCUGUUACCUUUGGAUUAUGGCCCCAUGUUACAAGACCCCAUUUUCUCUGCAGAAAAGACUUAUUCGUGAUUUUCUGCCCGGUGUUCGGUAGAUUCAAUCUACCGAAUGACUGGACCACCUGGGAGCUGGAGUGUGCCGGCAAUUAGCCUCCCAGAAGCUGCGGUUAACCGCAGCUUAAUUGACGAAUACUGUGUGGCCGCCAUUCGUAUUACGAACACGGGGUCGCGGCCAUUUUAAACACGCAAACGCACAGCGGUGUUCGAUGCCUAACUCAUGGAACUAAAAACGGACACAGUUUGGCGCGAACACCGCUGAAGCCGCCGACCUCCCUUCUUGUUCGGCGGGAGUGCACGAACGGCCGGUGUUCGGUAGUUUUACCUGACUGUAUUAUACCCCAGAUAGGAAUCCCAUUGAGCUCAUUCGUAUGAGAACUGACUUUGUAAAGACUUUGGCUCCAUGGUGAUUGAACUGUAUUUGUGUGGUCUGAGCGCCAUUCACUUAAUAAUGUGCGCUCAGACCUGAGCUAUCUGGGGACAUGUUAAAUGUAUAGUUUUAUUGUAAUGUGUGUCACAUAUUGUAUUUUAACAGUAAUUCAUGUUUUAAUAUCCCCACGUCCAUAAUGGCGAUUUGCCUUUGUCCUGGGAGAUAAUUGAAUUACUUCUCAAUUAUCUCCAGGGCAGAGGGGAGGAAGCCAGGAUGCAUUGUGGGAAUACAAUGUGACUGUGUGUCCUAUUUGGGGAGUGUCCACCAGGUGGGAGACCUGCAUAAAUACUGGACAGGUAGCCCUCAUUAAACAGAUCACUGUUUGACCUUCAACACGGAGCUUUGUCUCGUUCUUGGGGGGAUUUAUUGUAUGUUGUUCCAGUUUGACUGUCAGGAAUGUAAACCUAUUCAUAUGGUUUUUCCUAUUCGGCUGUUUACAGCAUUCAUAUGGUUUCCUGUUCGGCGGAUUGGUGUUCUGCAGUAGCUGUGCCUGUGCAUCUGAAAAGGGGAAUAUCGCCUAAACGGUUUUAACCCCUGGUGUACAAAACGGUCCGUUACAAUUAUUAACUAUUAUUAAUAGUAAAAACAAAAAAAGUCAUAGAAAUCACAGAGUGAUAUAUAUGAGAAACAGAUUUAGACCUCUCUGUAGGUAUUCCAUAUGGUCUUCAAUAUAGGAGCUUCUCCUCACUUCAAAUAUCGAAAGGAGACAAUUCUUUAUCCUGUCCUCAGGCUGAAGCUGCAUCAAAAUCUUUUGUGUAGGGAUAUCUGACUGGUUUAGGAGCCUCCUCUAUUCGAAGGCCCACUCCAGGACGUACCCACUUUUCCACGUGUCGCAAACCCAGAGACAGCGGGCCAAACUGUUAUUUUACCUUGGGUGGUAGUAGACGGACUCACAGGAACUGCAGUAAAGCAUAGGCCGGGCUAGAAGAUGAGGUAAGGACAAAGCUUGUGGCGGAGGUUUUCUUUAUCGGCGUUUCAUCAAUCGGCUACUUCCACAGAACGGCUACAAGAAGCAGCUUGUUUCUUCCCUCAGAUACCAGAAACAUGGAGCGCUUUUCCCCAUGAGACUUCCCUGCUUUGGAACACGCUUCUACGUGUAUGCGUGCGUGUUCACGUCAUCCCCCCAAAACUACCAUUUUACAUAAUCGUGCAACCCUAGUUCUUUGAACACGGCCCCUCUCCCCUGGUUCUCUCUGACUCCAACCCCACUCCCCUGGCUCUCUCUAACCCCAGCACCACUCCCGUGGGUCUCUCUGACCCUAACCCCAUUCCCCUGGUUCUCUCUGACCCAAGCACCACUUCCCUGGUUCUUUCUGAACCUGGACACUCUCCCCUUGUACUCUCUGACCCCAAUCCCACUCCCCUGGUUCUCUCUGACCCCGGUCGCUCUCCCCUGGUUCUUUCUAACCCCGGCACCACUCCCUUAGUUCUCUCUUUCCCCGGAUCCACUCCACUGGUUCUCAUUGACCCUGGCAUCACUUCCCUGGUUCUCGCUGACCCUGCCACCACUUUCCUGGUUCUCUCUGACUCCGGAGGCUCUCUCCUGGUGCUCUAUGACCCCGGAUGCUCUCCCCUGGUUCUCUCUGACUUGGACGCUCUCCCCUGGUUUUCUCUGAUCCUGGACGCUCGCCCCUGGUUCUCUCUGUCCUCUAAUGCUCGCCCCGGGUUCUCUCUGUCCUCUGACGCUCGCCCUUGGUUCUCUCUAUCCUCGGACGCUAUCCCCUGGUUCUCUCUGACCCCAGCGCCUCUCCCCUUGUCCUCUCUCUCCCUGGACACUCUCCCCUGGUUCUCUCUGAGCCUGGACACUCUCCCCUGGUGCUCUAUGACCCCGGACGCUCUCCCCUGGUUCUCUCUGACCCCGGACGCUCUCCCCUGGUUCUCUCUGACCCAGAGACAUUGAUGUAUAGCUGAUAUACCCUGUCACAGUCCUCCCCUGGUGCUCUAUGACCCCGGAUGCUCUCCCCUGGUUCUCUCUGACCCCGGACGCUCUCCCCUGGUUCUCUCUGACCCCGGACGCUCUCCCCUGGUUCUCUCUGACCCGAGACGCUCUCCCCUGGUGCUAUCUGACCCUGGACACUCUCCCCUGGUUCUCUCUGACCCUGGACGCUCUCCCCUGGUUCUCUCUGACCCCAGACGCUCUCCCCUGGUUUUCUGACUCCAGGCCCCUCUCCCCUGGUUCUCUCUGACCCAGAGACAUUGAUGAGUUCUCCAUGUAUAGCUGAUAUAGCCCAGGCAGACCCUGUCACAGUCCUCAGUCAGAAAGUGAUGACACUGAUUUGUCUGUUUACUCACACAGGAGCCCAGCACCAAGAGGAUUAAACCGGUCACCAAAGGGUUGUCAGCAGCUAGCAGUUCCCCACAGCCCAAAGUCACUCCUCUCAAGAAACUCGGCCUCUCAAUCCAGGUAAUGGCAAAUAGAAUGGAAAGAGCAAUUCAUUCUAAUGGCUGGUUAUGGGGCAGUUAGUGUGUGAAUGGCUGUGGAUGGGGCAGUUAAUGUGUGAAUGGUUGGGGAUGGGGAAGUUAGAUACUGUCGGUUAUUUAGUUAAUUCUGAGAUGGAACUGGAAUAGAACUCUGGGGUGGAAGUAGAAGAGCGGAUCUGAGCUCUGGGAUAGGAGUGGAAGAGAGGAAUGGAGCUCUGGGAUGGAAGUGAAAUAGCGGAAUGGAGCUCUGGGAUGGGAGUAGAAUAGAGGAAUGGGGCUCUGGGAUUGGAGUAGAAUAAAGGAAUGGGGCUCUGGGAUAGGAGUGGAAUAGAGGAAUGGGGCUCUGGGAUAGAAGUGAUUGAGGCUCCUAGUUGGAGCUAUGUUCAUUAUGCAGGCCCUAAUUGUGGCUAUUUUUGUGUAGCGUUCUAUUGGCUCCAAGAAUGACAGUCGCCUAUUCAACUUCUCUCCACGGACACGGAGCUGGGAUCCAGGAACCGGACCAAAGAAACGAAGCAGCAAGCUGUGGAGUGAGACUUUCAGCAAUGCCAGGGAAGAACUGUCUUCACGAGAGAUCAAAAGGCAGGAGGUGAGUCAAUGGACCAGAUAGGGGACAAUCCACUCAAUGUUCGUCCUUAUACAGAGACAAAGUAUACACCAGGAAUUGCAGUGAAUUGAACAUUGCAAGUUUUGUAACUAAGUAGCUGAUAUGAGGAUAUUUUCAAUUUGCCCAGGUUUGUAGUUUGCGGUAUGUUGGUUAGAUAUAAUGUGUGUAGGUUGGGGUAUAUUGGGGUGGGUAUAAGCGUAACAGAGCUCCCUGUACCCCGGCUCGGUACCUUCGCUUCCUAGCUGGAACAGUAGACAAACCUCAGCAAUCCUGCCCCCAGUCGCCAUGACUUGACUGGGGUCCUGGAACCACUCGGUCCUAGAGCCGAAUGGGGAAACUCGCUCUAUCCACUCUCAGGCACUAGACGACACUCAGUCCUGGGAGCUCUAGUCCUUACAAGGACUUUCCCCGUUGAAUCCUCCACACUGGAACAAGCUGGAGUAGUGAUUAGCCCUUUCCCCUCCCAGUAACCAGACGACACAUAGUUCUGGGAGUAGAAGCUGGAAUGCUUUAGUCUGGCCAGAUGGCCUGCUUUUAUACAUUUAUGGACACAGUCAAACACACCCACGAUACUCCCACGCAAAACAGGAUAAUCCCUCCCCUGUACCUGGGAGAUAAUUGAGUCAGGAACUGUACAAACUCAAUUAUCUCCAGUUACAGAAAAAACACACAAUUUAUAAAACCCCACCAAUGUUACAUCCCCUGAUAGACCCGAUCUGGGUGACCAACAUAUCCAAAAAUCACCCAGAUCGGUUCAGGGGUUCGAGAUUUACAUUGAAGUAAGUUAUUUGACCGACCGCGCAAAUGGUCCUAUACCCAAAACUGUUUCAUGAAAUCAGUGCUAGCGGUUGGUCAACUUCGGUGACAUAAAAAUGAAUAAAUUACCGAACAUAGUCUAUGUUUGAACCGUGGAGCUUGUUCCCCUCAUCCAGACGAACUAUUCCACCAAACAGUGUUCUUCUAGGAUCUACAAACCGAACGCAGGCGACGAUAGAAGUCCAGCAGUGUUCGGGAGUAUCCAUGUCCGAUUUUAGUUCCAUGAACUUGACAACCAAACACCGCUGCCUGCGUUCAUGUGAACAAGAUGGCUGCCACCUCGUAGUCGUUCAUACGAAUUGCGGCCAUCCAGACGAACAAUUAGAACACUAAGGUGAGAACCAUUCCAAGGUGUUAAUAGGGGCUAACAAGCUCCUGGGUGGUCCCUGGUUCGUGCAGUUGUUCGGUUCCCGAACGGUAUAGGGAAAUUACACGAACCAAGCCAUUUAAACAGUCUUUUGCAGGUUUCCUUGUAGGGCCCACAGUCUGUGAGCAGGAGGCUGGCAAGCAGGCUCCUCCAGGAGCUCACGGCAAACACACGUAGGAAGGUGAAUUUGUCAAAGUAAGGUUCAUAGAUUGGGGUAUAAGGGUGGGUGGGUAUAAGGUAUGAAGUUUGGGGUAUUGGGGUGGGUAUACGGUUUGUGGUUUGGGUAUAUUGGGGUAGGUAGAAGGUAUGUAGUUUGAGGUAUAUUGCGUGGGUAUAAGGUUUGUAUUUUUGGGUAUAUUGGGGUGGAUAUAAGGUUUGUAGUUUGGGAUAAAUUGGGUGGCUAUAAGCUUUGCAGUUAGGGCAAGUAUAUUUCCCAAACUCUGCAACCUCACUCUACAACUCAGCUCUCUCCUCUCAACUCGACAUCAAGGCAUCUCCUACAAUUAAGGGGGCGCUUGCUGCUUUUAUUACAACCCUGGCAUACCAAACUGACCCGUUAACUCCAGAAAUGUUCCAGAACUGCUGACCGCUGCUGGUAAAGUCUCACAUUGCAUCUGACUUCCUCCACUAUUUACAAUGCUUUCCUAUGGACGCUGGCGUCUUCUCACCAUGAUUUUCACAGUGAGAAGCACGCAAACGCCUCUAGCAGCUGUCAAUGAGACAGCCACUAGAGGCUUUAGAGGCUGGAUUAACCCAUUUAUAAACAUAGCAGUUUCUCUGAAACUGCUAUGUUUAUAAAAAAAAAAAAAGGGUUAAUCAUAGAGGGACCUGGCACCCAGACCACUUCAUUAAGCUGAAGUGGUCUGGGUGCCUAGAGUGGUCCUUUAACACUCCCGUGUCUGUCUCCCUCCAAGUCAACGGCGCUACCAUCACCUCUGUAAGAAAUUAUGACCCUCUUACAAGGAUAUUCUUUUAGGGAAUGUGUGACAAAUAAGACACAAACACAAGUGUAUAAUAAAAUGUAUUGUUAAUAUUAAUUUAGGAUACUGUUACAGAUUUUAGAAGGAUAUACACAUUACACAUUAUAACCAUAUCCAGUACAUAAUCAAAAGCUACAUAAUAAAAGGGCAAUACUUAAUCAUUUAAAUGAAGAUCUUCCCCUUGCGCCUUCAUCUUUGGUAGUCUGGGACAGUAUCCUGUGCUUGCUGCGCUGUCCUCUCCAAAAGAGACAAAAAGAGAAACAGCCAAGGAGCCCAACCUCCUUGGCUGUUGUUCUUUUAAAGACAGAUUCUUGCAGUCAUUAACUACAAGUCCCAGAAUGCCUUUUCCCUCCCAAAAGUGGUUUAUCCAGUCCCCCUUUUCCAGAGUUCUGUCUUUAAACACUUCUUUCCCUUUGAUCUCUUCCCUCCAGCUAUACUGUAACAUUGUGUAAGAUGUGACUAUGACAAACUGCCUUUUGUCACUGACUUUUUAUGUGACCACCUGCCCUUUGCCCCUGGCUUUUGGAGGAGCCUGAUUGCCAGCCUCCUGCCUUAUGACUAUGGCCCUUUAAAAACAUUAUUUGGGCAUAUUGGAUUGUAACACACUUUUUUUGCCCCUUUAAUUCCAUGAGAACAUGUGCCUCUUCCCCUCCCCCUUUUUCCUGUCUAUUGUUUCUCCAGCAGGGCAUUGUCCCAGGGACACUGCCAGACCAGUUUAAACUGGCUGCUUUGUCCCUCCUUAAUCUCUCAUCCGCCCUUGCUAAACUGUAACCCCAUGGCGAUUUUAUUCUGUUCAUGGGAUCUGAGCGCUGUUCGGAUAUAUUGUGCGCUCAGAUCCAAGCUAUCUGGGGAUAGGUUGAAUGUGGGGGUUCUGUUCAGUAUAAUAGGAAUGAUGUAUUUUUAUGUAUUUGUGGCGGAACCAACCUCGCCACUGGAGGAGCCUGGUCGCCCGCCUCCUGCCGCUGGACUAUGGCCCCAUGUUUAACACUGUUCUUUUUCCCUGUAGAAAGGCUGGUUCGUGCCUUUCUGCAGACUGUUAAAGUCACGAACACCGCUGAGCCGCCGACCUUCUCCUACCUGCAGUCAAUUAUCCGAACACCGGUCCAUUCGGUACUUUACUGUUUAAACCAUGCUACCCCAGGUAGCUAUGCCAUGGAGCCCAGCCGUAUACUGAAAGACUGUAUGAAAGACUUUGGCUCCAUGGCGAUUGAACUUUAUGUAUGUGAUCUGAGCUAUCUCGGGAUAGGUAGAAUGUGUAUGUUCUAUGUGAUAAAUGUAACAGUAUGUAAUUUUAUGUGUUUUAUUGUCCUUUGUCUGCAUUGUGGUUAAUGGAGUUUUGCCUCUGUCCUUGGAGAUAAUUGGAUUACUUCCCAAUUAUCUCCAGGAUAAAAUACUGGGAGAUACUCCCUGUACCUGGAGAUAAUUAAGUUACCACAUCCACUUAAGCCAAUUAUCUCCAUGAUAGAGGAGAAGAUAGACCGGCUGCACAGCCUAAAUCAGUGGAACUGUUUUGGGCAGGCAAGCUAUGCUUGCAGUCGGUCAAAUCGUACAUCCACCUAACGUUUGAACCACUGGACCAAUAGUAUGAUUUUGACAUAUGUUUGUAUACUGCUUAUGCUGGUUCAGAAUAUGUGACUUUUAUGUGAAUUGUAUGUAUAGUUUGGAAGUUAUGCAUAUUGUAUAAAACUGUAUAUUUUACACGGCCCUUAUGGACUCAAGCCUCGAGUGGACAUUGGUUGGCUGUCCACUAGUUGUGCCCACCCGGGUAUGCAAAACCUCCAACCUUCCAAAGGACUAAGGGCUUCCUCUGGUUGGCCGAAAUGCUGUAGGCUCCAACACAAUGUUCAUGCUAACUUUGUUUUUUCUGUUUAGUUUUCCCUUUCUCUAGAUCCCCAAUGCAUGCCUUUUAAAUAAGGCACUGCCUACCUUUUCUGUGGGCACUUUACUUAUAGGCGAAACAUACACGAGUGUUCUGAUUAGAGUAUACAUACUUUACUUACUUGUGUACAGCACUUAUCCUAAGGAGAAAAAGAAGGGUAUGUGUGCCGGCUAAACGAGUAUUCACUGUGUACCUAGAUUGAGGAUGUUACUAGCCAGGGUUUUUGCUAUCCAUAUCACGUGUGUAACUCACUAUCUAAUUAACUUGUCUAACCGUAGCCACCACUGUCUAACAAUUCAUAAACCUGCUAUCACUUGCUUGAAUAAUAUAACGGACAGCCAUGAGAAAGCUACUACAUGACUCGAAUGUCUUCAACCUCCCCUAAAAUUUAAGCCCAGAUAGUAUCUUAUAUAAGUGUUAACUACACUACUUGUCUCACUUUAUACUCAAAGAAAUCAACAAUAAUCGCAGCGCUAAAGCUUUACCCAGCUUUACCGAUACGGUUCAAAGCUUAAAUGUGUCCUAGUGUUACUAGGAUAAUGCUGGUUAAAAAUGCUGAACGACACCCCAGACCAGACCAGACCACAAUGUCAAGCAGACCCCAGAGCACAUCCAAAGUAGAGAUGACAAACAGUGUCACAGGUAAACAAACCACAAUCCCACAAUACUCUAGACACACAUAGCACCUCAGGAACAAACCAAACAGACCACACAUCUUAGCACCGUUAGAGGCAGCCCACCAGUCAUGGCGGGAGGCACUCGACCUGGGCAAAAACACUUGGCCCAACACUCCCCACCUUUCAACUAUAACCCGAGGACGGGCACACACAUAGACCAUGGAUAGAGCUAUAGCCUACCCAAACGUAUAACCACCCAACCCCAGAAUACUCAACCCCACGGCAUAUCCCAGCCUGGAAAGGGGUCGCAACACAUCUAUAGGUCCACCAACAAAUCUCAUACGCCAGCCUCACGGAGUGACAGACCCCCCCCUUCCUGUACACACCCCAGAUGGAGACUCACAAACACACACCACCUCCUAUCUGGGAAACUAAACACACCACACACACAACAACACGUCACAUAAACCAAACGUAACAUACGUGAAACCACGGUAAACUGUUACGCGAUGUAAUAUAGUUCACCCCACCCCAGGAGUUACAUCCUGGAGCCCCCCUCCCACUAAAUACGGAGUCAAACGAAAGCAAUUAUAAACAGCAGCAGCAACCAGAACCACCGCACAAUCAGGCACACCACUAGAUCAUAGCUCAAGCAUCUUGCCAGCUACAGACAAAGUCAGCAAUAAACAGGAACUCUGUGUACCUGACCUUCUACCCAAGCCCCCCUAAUUUGUGUACCCUACCCCGGCUACUAUGUACAAGCAACAACGAAGAAACUCUAUAAAAAUAAGACCAGGAAGGCUACUGUGCCAGGCACACAUGAGGUACAAUGUUAACAGCAGGCUCAACCUUGUUUUGUUAACUGCCAAUGAUGUACAAUAUGACGGUCAUAUUAAUCCAUGUCAAUGUAUGAUACUCUGUCAUAACAAUAAUCACAAGGACGACUGGUCCUAAAACCCUGUUACCCUCCUCCCCCCACCCCUUCUUCCUUUCUGUACCCCUAUAACCCCCUUUUUAUGACUUGAAAACAAUAAAAAUCUUGAAUUUAAAAAAAAAAUGCUGAACGAUCUGCAGGUGACAGCGGCAUAAGAAUUGUGAAUAACGAGUCUCAACAUAAUUAAACCGCGCAGUUUCCAUAUAGCCCACACUAGAGCAAUACACCCUGUAUAAACCUCGCACACAGGCCAACUGUGACCACACAACACAGCGCAUUACCACACUACCACUGUCUUAGCAUCCCUAAUGUACCUAGCCUAGCACUGUUAAGCGUUGAUGUUUGUUCCUUUUUUUUUUCUUUCUUUUCUUCACUCUAUAUUAAUGAUAUUAUUAUUUAGCCAAGCUGACGAUUUAGUGCAGAUUACGCUAGUAACUUUGACUAUAACGAGCAAGCAAUGUUGACUCAUGUUUUGUUUCUACAACUAAAUACAAAAAUGAGCACUGCUCAAAUGCCAUCACUGUAAUAUCGUUGUGAUAUGUUUAGGCUUACGAACGCUAUUGUGGCAGGUUAAGCCAUCUUGUAUAUCCAUGCACUCAAAAAAAAAAAAAAACCUGUAUAUUUUCCUGCCUGUGAUAAUUAAGUUAGCCCAUUGUGUUCAGUAAUUAUAUCACAGGCAGAGGGGAGGGUUUGUGUGCCUUGGCUGGGAGUGUCUGACUGUACUGUAAUGUUUUGAUUGGCUAUUCUAACUGCAUGUCCUGUGUACCACAAGGUCCACAUGGGUGGUAACCUUGUGGAAAAACUUGCAUAAAAGAAAGCCCUUUGGUGCUCAUUAAACAGAUCAUCUUGUACCUUCAUGAAGUUUCAGCUCAUGUUUGGGGGCUUGGAGAACUACACUCUGGGGAUUGCUAUAAUCACUAUACUCCCCAGGGUAUAAUCACUAAGCUCUGCUAAGAGCUUGUUCCUGUUCCUGCUCUCUGGAAUUCGGCGAGGUCGACCUACUGGAAGCUGGACCCUGGUAUUGGGUCCAGAGUGGGUGGAGACGGCGAGACCCCAACCAAGCUGCGGCGGUUCGUGGGGUCUGCAGUGGUUAUGGUGUCAGAUGGAAUGCUUGGAGCCCUCGGAAAGCACUAGGGGCAUCCGUCAACAGAAGGUACUCGGUCGGGGGGUGCCAAGUGGUUCUGUUACAGUGACCAGUUAGGGUUGGUUUUUUUGGGUAGGUUGGGUGCAGGCCUGGACUUCUUUUAGAGACAGGAGAGCUCUGCAGAACUCCCUUCCCUUCUCCAUAAGACUUUCACCCAGUCUCCACUCAUUCAAAAAAAUCGUUGAAAACUCACUUCUUCAAGAAAGCAUAUCAAUUAAACUGUAAGCAGGUUUUUAUCCCCCACCCUCCAUGACUCCUCUCCUGCAACUGUCAAAAAUUACCUACUAAGCCCUCAAUUAAUGCUUUUCUAUAGACAUGUGCAAUUCGUUUCGGACGAAUUUCGGUCAAUUCGGACAUUUGGUUACUUCCGAAUGUCCGAAUAGAUGAAUUGCCGAAGUCCUGAAGUUCUGAAAGUACCGAAUUUCCGAAGUGUCGAAUUUCCGAAGUACAGUAUUGCCUAAGUACUAAUAUAUCUACCCAGUGGAAGAAUGAGAAUGUUACACUGUAUACAAUUUUAAAUAAAAAGUAUACAAACAUAGCCAGGAUUGAGCUGUAAGCAUUUGCAACACGUACAACAAUCAAGUAACAUACAUUCAUAUAAAAUGUAAGUUAUUUAUUCAUUCCUAUCAUUACAUUGACUGGCUAAGUAGAUAACUCCCUAAUUCACACGGUAUCAGGGAGCUAUCUAAUGAAAAGGUCUUUCAGCCAAAUUUACUAAUACUAAGUAAAGAUUACUUAGUAUUAGUAAAUUAUGCCCCUACUUGCUAUACCGUGAGUAGGGGCAUGUCUAAAAAACAAAAACAAAAAAAAAACCAUGCCGCGCGAGUGGGGGCUUGUAACCUGAAGGGGGGACCUAUUGCCCCCCCCCCCCGGCCCCCACCCCUGAAUGGCGGGUGGGGGCCCUACAGUAAAAUAAGGGGGGAGACCUAAUGGCCUCCCCCUUGAGCGGUGGGUGGGGGCCCCCUUAUUAGUAUUUAGGGCCCCCACCCACCGCUCAGCGGUGGGGGCCAGGGGGGAGGACAAUAGGUCCCCCCCAUCAUUUUACUUUAGGGCCACCACGCGCUGCUCACUGUUUACUAGACAGGCCCCUAGUCGCGGUAUAGCGAGUAGGGGUAUAAUUUACUAAUACGAAGUAAUCUUUACUUAGUAUUAGUAAAUGUGGCUGAAAGAUCAAUUUAGGUCUUUCAGCCUUUUGGUAGAUAACUCCCUAAUACCGUGGGAAUUAGAGAGUUAUCCACUAAGUGGCUGCAAGAGAAGUGCCGAAGUUGCCGAAGUUCCGAAUUUUGGAAUGCCGACUUUUCUAACAACCUACUUCAUACCCCUACUUUUACCCUUUGUGACACUAUACCCCACUCCUUCUAGCAUGUAAGCUCAUUGAGCAGGGCCCUCCACCCCUCUGUUCCUGUACGUCCAGUUGUCUGGGUGGACUAACAGACAUGUAAUUGUAACCAUUGUACAGUGUUACGGAAUCUGAUGGCGCUAUAUAAAUAAUAAAAUAAUAUAUUGGUUGGGUAUAAGGUUUAUAGUUUGCGGUAUAUUGGGGUUGGUACAAGGUUUGUAGUUUGAGGUAUAUUGCUGUGAGUAUAGGGUGUGUAGUUUGGGGUAUAUUGGGGUGGAUGGACAUUUACAGGAUAUGGUAGAGUUCUGAAUCCCUCUCGGUGGUCUGAUUUUAAGUCUUUGUCCUUAGGUGAUAUUUGAGCUGAUGCAGGGGGAGAACAUGCUGAUUGAAGAUCUCAAUUUGGUGAAGAAGGUAAAGUAGCCAUUGCUGUCCCUUCUCUACCCUUCCUGCAGAGCAUCAUCCACCCCUCUUCUCCUGCAAACCCUGCAGAGCAUAAUUCACCUUCUGCAGAGCAUCAUUAUGUAAUUGAAUCUCUUCCUGCAGAGUGUUGCUGUGCCUCGGCAGAGUAUUCAUAUCUUGCAUAGCUGGAUGUCCAUACCGCAGAGCAUCGCUAGUAUUUAUUCCCGCAGAGCAUCGCUGUGUUUGUUCCCGCAGAGCAUUGCUUUCCCACAGCCUCUUACAUCCUUCUCUCUUUCUCCCCAGAAUUACUAUGAGCCAAUGUUAAAGCUGGAAAUUCUGUCCCUGGACGAGUUAAAUCAGAUCUUUGGCAUCAUUGACACAUUGCCUCCACUGCAUCAGGGUGAGAAUUUUCAAUCAGUCAAUCAGCAUAGACCUGGACAACUGACUGACAAGGUGAGCAGGAGAACCCUCCUACAGGCAGUGCUCCUGCUCUCCGGCACAGCAACCUCAGAGCAUGCCAUCUUUACCAAGCGUUCCUUGAUGUGGCCAUGUUCAGAAGCUGCCAUGGUGGCAAUCAGUGGAGGCUGGGCAUUGGAAAAUUGAUAGUUUCCAUUGUGCCAUGGAUUGAUGAUUGGAGAUGUGGUUAGUUUUGAACAGGGCACAGUAUCUCAUGGGGUUAAGUGGAUAGACCCAACUAAUCAGGGGUGGGGGCAGCGCACCAACAUCUUCAAACUUCAUCAGCCACCACUGGAGGAAGCCAGUAUGUCAAUGCGUGAAAGAGGAGCGCCCUGUGUGGGGAGGGUUCCUCAUGGCGGGCAAACCAAACUGGAGUCCAGGUAGAGUAGAGGUGGGUGUUGCAGUAGUGCAUCUGCAUCAUGGUGGAGCUGAACCAGAGGUGAGUUAACAUCUCAGUAUUUCAGAUGAUCUAUUCCUAGUCUUUGGGGGAGUUAUGUCACCACACAUCGGCUUUAGAUAUUUUCCCGUCUCCCAGUGGUAGUGAACAUGCUCUAAUCUUUCAUUCCUUUAUUUAAAUAGUUUUCUGGUUUUAUCCUGGUGUGCCCUCAGUCAGCACCAUUUCACUUGUUGUGUCUAACAUCGGGUUUCAUCCCUCUACAUCCAGGGAUUAGAAAUGGUGGCCCAUUGUAUUUCUUCGCACUACUAUUUAUUUUCCCAGCUGGUUUAUUUAACCGGAUGAUCGAGGACGAUGCUGUGCUGUGUUUUGUACAGGUGGAUUGCUACCCUUGUAGUGACAUAGUUUGCUUUACCAUGUAUCCGCACGCAGAUUUGCUGGAGCGCUUGGCAAGAUUACGGCAUGAUGACGGCAGAGUGCAGCAGAUUGGACCUACCUUGAUGGAAUGGGUAAGUUUGACCUGGGAUCUUUACAGCGGGAAACCGUUGGUGAGACAAGUAUACUUGUAAUUGUGAUUAUUCUGUUUCCAGCUGCCCUGCCUCAACUCCUAUAGCACCUACUGCUGUAACCAAGUGGCGGCCAAAGCCCUACUGGACCACAAGAGGAAUAGUGCCCCUGUGCAGAACUUUCUGCGUCUGUGCCAGGAAUCUGCCUUCAGCCGCAAGCUGGAUGUCUGGAGCUUCUUGGACCUGCCCCGGAGCCGGCUGGUGAAAUACCCACUUCUGCUGAAGGAAUUACUAAAACACACAGCGCUGGAUCAUCCAGAUCACACUCCGCUCAGCCAGUCUGUGAGUUCAUUACUGUGUUAGGCUUGGGUAGGCAAUGCAGCCCAUUACUGUGCCAGGCAACACAACCCAUUACUGUGCAAGGCUUCGGUAGGCAAUGCAGCCCAUAACUGUGCCAGGCAACACAACCCAUUACUGUGCAAGGCUUCGGUAGGUAACAGGACCCAUUAAUGUGCCAGGGUUGGGUAGAUAACAGGACCCAUUACUGUGCCAGGCUUGGGUAGGUAACACAUUCCAUUUACAUAAUGUAGAAAAAGUCAAGAUUAUUAUUGGACCUGCAGCCAUUACACUCAUUGGCAGGAAAGCAAAUUAGUGAGAAAUAUUAGCAUAAUGCCAUCAUAAUCAUCCAUAACCCCUGACCUGUGCUGCUAGGUGUGUAUGAUCCAGGAGAUUGUCAGCUGGAUUAACCGCAAGACGGGAGAAGCAGAGUGUGAAUACUAUCGAAGGCGGCUGUCCUAUCUGUAUGAAAAUCAGGAUGAGGGAGAUGUGGCUCGCUCAUGCCUGUUGCACUGCCAUGGAGAGCUUAAGAACAACAAAGGGCAGGUGGGUGACUUGUUUCCUACCAUAGCAUCCUUUUCUCUGUGUACUGGCUGAGCUUUCUGUGCCACAAAUAUCUCAAUUCCUGCAGGUAUUCACUUCCCAAGAAGAUACAUAGAAUGUGACGGCAGAUAAGAACCAUUCUCUAAUUUAAGACUAUGUCCUCUUGUUGUGGUAGUUUUUCUUCUUUUAAAUAUAGUCUCCUCCCUUACUGUGUUGAUUCCCUUUAUGUAUUUAAAUGUUUCUAUCAUAUCCCCCCUGUCUCGUAUUUCCUCCAAGCUAUACAUGUUAAGAUCCUUUAACCUUUCCUGGUAAGUUUUAUCCCGCAAUCCAUGAACCAGUUUAGUAGCUCUUCUCUGAACCAGUGGCGUACAUACCAGGGUCGCGGCCAUGACCCGAACCCAGCCCACCAGGGGACCCGGCCGCCCUGCGACCCGGUAUGUACCCAGUGUGGCCAGCCACUUCUCCUGAAGGGCCCAGGAGCUGGCCCCCUCCCCCAAGUGCUCCCUCUUCAGCUCCCUCGCGCACCGCACUGAUACUGGAGCCUGUCGAUGACGUCAUUUUCUGGCUCUGGCAUCAGUACGCAGGGCGUGAGGGAGCUGAACAGGAAGCACUCAGGGUACAGUGCUCCCUCGCGCGCCCGCCAGCUUGUCAGACAGCCAGCCCGCAGGACCGGCCACCCAGGAGCACCACUGGGCCCCAGGGAAUCCCCUCAGCUCUCCCAAAGGUAGGGAGGCUGGGGGAUAAAAUUAAAAAAAAAAAAACGUGUAUGAGUGUGAGUGUUAGUGCGUGUGUUACUGAGUAUGUUAGUUUGUGUGCAUCUGUUAGUGAGUGUGUUUUGUGAGUGAGUGUGUGUCUGUCUGUCAGUGAGUGUGUGUCUGUCAGUAAAUGUGUGUGUCUGUUAGCUAGUAUGUAUGCGUCUGUUCGUGAGAGUGUGUGUGUCUUAAGCACUUACCUUUCUCCAGGCCCGGAUUCCCUUGGCACUGGGGAUCUCUCCGCCCCGAUCCACCUCUCAGCUCCGAAUGCGCAUGCGUGGCAAGAGCCAGGCGCGCAUUCAAACCACCCAUAGGAAAGCAUUACUCAAUGCUUUCCUAUGGACGUUCAGCGCCUUCUCACUGUGAGAAUAAGACAGCCACUAGAGGCUGGAUUAAUCCUCAGUGAAACAUCACAGUUUCCCUGAAACUGCUAUGUUUUCAGCUGCAGGGUUUAAACUUGAGGCACCUGGCACCCAGACCACUUCAUUGAGCUGAUGUGAUCUGGGUGUCUGUAGUGGUCCUUUAAAGGACCACUAUAGUGCCAGGAAAACAUACUCGUUUUCCUGGCACUAUAGUGCCCUGAGGGUGCCCCCACCCUCAGGGACCCCCUCCCGCCCGGCUCUGGAAGGGGGAAAGGGGUUUAAACUUACCUUUUUCCAGCGCUGGGCGGAGAGCUCUCCUUCUCUCCUCCUCCGUUCCGCCCCGUCGGCUGAAUGCGCACGCGCGGCAAGAGCUGCGCGCGCAUUCAGCCGGUCACAUAGGAAAGCAUUCAUAAUGCUUUCCUAUGGACGCUGGCGUGCUCUCACUGUGAAAAUCACAGUGAGAAGCACGCAAGCGCCUCUAGUGGCCGUCAAUGAGACAGCCACUAGAGGAUUAGGGGGAAGGCUUAACCCAUUCAUAAACAUAGCAGUUUCUCUGAAACUGCUAUGUUUAUGAAAAAAUGGGUUAACCCUAGAAGGACCUGGCACCCAGACCACUUCAUUAAGCUGAAGUUGUCUGGGUGCCUAGAGUGGUCCUUUAAGUGUAUGUGUAUCUGUAUGCACCGGCGUACAUAUCGCGGUCACAGCCCUGCGACCAGGUGCCCGCUGCCAUGUGUUGCGGCCCCAGCCCCAGCCCGCGAAGAGUAAAAUGGACCAGUUUUCGCACCGGGGCCCCAUGGGUUGUGUGUACGUCACUGCUCUGAACUCUCUCUAAAGUAUCAAUAUCCUUCUGGAGAUAUGGUCUCCAGUACUGCGUACAAUACUCCAAGUGAGGUCUCACCAGUGUUCUGUACAAUGGCAUUAGCACUUCUCUCUUUCUACUGCUAAUAACUCUCCCUAUAAAACCAAGCAUUCUGCUAGCAUUUCCUGCUGCUCUAUUACAUUGUCUGCCUACCUUUAAGUCAUCAGAAAUAAUCACCCCUAAAUCCCUUUCCUCAGAUGUUGAGGUUAGGACUGUAUCAAAUAUUCUGUACUCUGCCCUUGGGUUUUUAUGUCCAAGAUGCAUUAUCUUGCAGUUAUCCACAUUAAAUGUCAGUUGCCACAACUCUGACCAUUUUUCUAGUUUACCAUAUCAUUUGCCAUUUGGCUUAUCCCUCCUGGAACAUCAACCCUGUUACAUAUUUUAGUAUCAUCAGCAAAAAGACAUACCUUACCAUCAAGACUUUCUGCAAUAUCACUAAUAAAAAUAUUAAAGAGAAUGGGUCCAAGUACAGAUCCCUGAGGUACCCCGCUGGUGACAAGCCCAUGCUUCGAAUAUAUUCCAUUAACUACAACCCUCUGUUGCCUGUCACUCAGCCACUGCCUUACCCAUUCAACAAUAUUGGAAUCCAAACUUAAAGAUUGCAGUUUUUUGAUAAGCCUUCUAUGUGCAACACUGUCAAAAGCCUUACUGAAAUCUAGGUAAGCAAUGUCUACUGGACCACCCUGAUUUAUAAUUUUAGUUACCCAAUCAAAAAAAUCGAUAAGAUUAGUUUGGCAUGAUCUCCCUGAAGUAAACCCAUGUUGUCUCUGAUCUUGAAAUCCAUGUGUUUUUAGAUGUUCAUCAAUCCUAACCUUUAACAUGGUUUCCAUCACUUUCCCUACUACUGAAGUAAGGCUUACUGGCCUAUAGUUGCCCGACUCCUCCCUACUACCUUUCUUGUGAAUGGGCACAACAUUCGCUAACUUCCAAUCUUCUGGGACUAUUCCUGUUAACAAUGAUUGGUUAAAUAAAUCUGUUAUUGGUUUUGCUAGUACACCACUAAGCUCUUUUAAUAACUUUGGGUGUAUUCCAUCAGGCCCCAUUGACUUAUUUGUCUUUACUUUUGACAGUUGAGCUGAGUGCUUCAUCUUAGAGCUGUUAAUGGAACACUAUAGGGUCAGGAACACAAACCUGUAUUAAAUCGAACACAAACAUGUAUUCCUGACCCUAUAGUGUUAAAACCACCAUCUAGCCACCCUGCAAAAUUAUACUAAAUAUAGCAAAAUCUUACCUUUAUUCCAGUCUGCUGCUGAACAAAUACAAUAAGCUGUAUACUGUACAAUAAGCUGUAGUUGUUCUGGUGACUAUAGUGUCCCUUUAAUGGGCUGUUUGUUGUAGAUAUAUGGAGGAUACCACACUCACCAGGCAACCAAGUUGCACCAGAUCCGAGGAUGGGCAAACCUCACUUCUAGAUAUGUAAAAUAAAAUAGUGGUCCAGGCACUCCAAGGUAAUAGCCAAAAACAGCAGCUUUAUUGGAGCAAAAACAGUAAUGUUUCGACCCGGUCGGGUCUUUAUAAGCUUGAUAAAGACCCGACCGGAUCGAAAUGUUACUGUUUUUGCUCCAAUAAUGUUGCUAUUUUGGCUGUUAGCAGUCCAGGCAGUCAAUGUAUUUUAUUUUACAUAUAAUGGGCUGUCUGUUGGUUGAGGAGCAGUUAGUGGGCUGUUUGUUGGUUGAGGGGCUGUUAAUGUGAUGUCUAUUGGUUGAGGAGCUGUUGUGGGUCUGGUGCCUGUUAAUUGUUUUUUGGGUUUUUGGGGAGCUGCUUAUGGGUUAUUUGUGAAAAGGAACAAUGGUCAAUGGUAUGUUCUUUCUUUUUUUUUUCUCUCCAGAAGCUACAUGUGUUUCUGUUCGAGGCUGUCCUGGUCCUCACACGCCCUGUGUCUCAUAAUGAUCAGUUGCAGUACCAAGUAUACCGGCAGCCAAUUCCUCUGCUGGAACUGGUUCUGGAGGAUCUACCAGAUGGAGAGGUGCGAGUAGGUGGGUCCAUACGAGGGGCUUUCACCACAGCUAAUGAGAAAGGUAUCUAACCUGCUUAUGGUCCACAAAAAACUUCAAUGUUUAAGUCCAAUGAUUUAAUGAAUUCUACCCAUCUAUUUAAUAUCUAUAAGUUAUCUGUAUAUUCUAUUGAUCCAUCCUGUUAUAAACAUGAAAUAGUAUAGAACAUAUUAUCCUACGUUGUUGUUAUGAUUAUAUCUGCAGCAUCUCUCUUGCUAUGGCUACUUAUGAUAACCACUAUCAGUAUCGUCUAUUAGUGACUACCUAAUCCCGGAGAUCAUAUACAGUUAGUUAAGUGUCAUUCUGUCGAGGUUUGGGCAUUGAAAUGAAGUAAGAAUGGUAUUUGUUUUAUACAUGGAGGAAUCGCGCAGGAGAUACGUGUUUGUUUGUUUGUUUUUAUCAAGCAGUAACAUUAGUAUUUGUUAGUUAUUCGUACACAGCAGUCGGUGAGCAAUAUGAAGUUACCAAUUCAGCGCAAGGACAGAAUCUCUAUCUAAAUCAACACAUUUUACUCUUUUGCAGCCAAAAAUUUUUUCCGUGUGAGUUUCCGGGACCGGUCGAGGGGACAGGCUCACACCUUGCAAGCCAAUGACUCCUUUAACAAGCAGCAAUGGAUUAGCAGCAUCCGGCAAGCCAUGAUAUCCUGCCGAGAGCAUGGCGCCAGUGAGGGACCCUCCCGUGAAACACCUUGUACCGUGAUAGACAUCUCUGACCUGAGUCUGAGCUGCCAAGAAGACUGCCAGGGCUAGAUGUAAUGACUGCUCCUUGCGGCUAAGCUUUCGACAUGGAAUUUUCAAGAUAUUUCUAUGGUGUAUGGUACAAUAUAAUGGAUAAGCGCCAUAUUGCCAGCUUGAUUAAUGGUAUAGUCUCCAGGAUGCAGCUGCCGACACAUGUAAAUAAAAUGAAGCACAGAAAGCACCCAACCUCAGCCAACAAGACAGCUUGUCAUCAUCACCGCCAUACAAAAAACGUGGAGCAUUCACACCACGCAGCCACUGGAUAGCGGGGGGCUGACAUCACAUUUCCCACUACCAGCCAAUACAGAGACAGUUAUGAAUAAAAGGUUACAUGUGGCCAAUAGAUCAGACACGGUCAAUCAAACACAAUAUCAAUAACCACUUUUAUUUCUGAUCAUAUUCCCUGAGGACGCAAUAUGUCCAUCUACUAGAACUCUAUUCUAUGUACCCACUGCUAGCUCGACCACCUCUACUGCAAAUGUAUUCUCUGUACUGACUGCUGGCAAAUAAUAAGCCAAUCGGCCAUGAAUAAAAUCCAAGACAUUGUGUGUCUA